Mycotypha africana is the source of this 1862-nucleotide messenger RNA. RefSeq names its product cytochrome P450. Gene Ontology annotation, molecular function: iron ion binding; heme binding; oxidoreductase activity, acting on paired donors, with incorporation or reduction of molecular oxygen. The record is from RefSeq and is a predicted model, not a curated record. NCBI's taxonomy places the organism in Eukaryota, Fungi, Mucoromycota, Mucoromycetes, Mucorales, Mycotyphaceae. The transcript is spliced from 6 exons. The coding region runs from base 34 to 1599 and encodes 521 amino acids.
CUCUAUUUGUUUAUAAUCAUCGAUCAAUAACUAAUGCCAGCGCUAGGACUGUUUGCAUCAAAUAACAACAGCGCUCUAGCGCCUAUCGCUUUUGCACAAACUAUCAGUGUUUCAUUAGUCUUUCUUACAGGAUUGCUGGCACUUAAAUAUCCUGACCGAGCCAUUUUUGAUGAAUAUCGUGAGGGAAUCAAUAACCGCAAAGGAUGGCCUCUUGUUGGUAGCCUGCCAGCCAUCGUAUCUAAUGCAGAAAAAUUGCAUGAAUUCUUAUUGGAUGGCUUCAAAGAAAGGCUGACUGGGACGGCUUCAUCAUUAGGUUUACCGCGAUCCAUUUUUACGAUCGACCCCAGGAAUGUGGAGCAUAUUUUGAAAUACAACUUUGAAAAUUAUGUUAAAGGUCCACAGUUGAAUUCUGCAACCGGAGAUCUAUUAGGCCAUGGUAUAUUUAAUGCAAAUGGAGAGAAAUGGAAAUAUCAAAGAAAAACAGCGAGUCAUAUUUUUAAUGUGAAGAAUUUUAGAGAUCAUUUCACUGCUGUGUUCGUAGAAGAACUGGAUAUCAUGAGCGCAGGCAUUCUGGAUAAAGCAGCAGACACUAAUCAGAUCGUUGAUUUCCACGAUAUCAUGUUCAAAUUUACCUUGGAUUCCUUCAUUCUUAUCGGUUUCGGUGUACAACUAAAUGCUUUAAGUAGCAAAGAAAAAGUUCCGUUUGCAGCCUCUUUUGACGAAUGCCAAUUAAACAGUUUCAAGCGCUUUGUCAACCCAAGUUGGAAAUUGACAGAACCUCUCGCACAUUUACUACAGCCUUGGAAGAAGAGUCUCAGUCAGCACUUACAUACGGUGAAUGAAUUUGCUCGAGAAGUAAUUGAGCUUCGGCGAAAGCAGCUGGAAAAGGGUGAAAUCCAUCUUGACCUAUUGUCCAGAUUCAUGGAGGCAAGGAAUGAGCACAAUGAACUACUCAAUGAUAAAGAACUAAGAGAUGUAGUCUUGAAUUUUGUCAUUGCUGGAAGAGACACAACAGCUCAAGCGUUAUCCUGGACAUUUUAUAUGCUUAUGCUGCAUCCACGCAUCGAGAAGAAGCUGCUGCAAGAAGUUAAUAUUAGCAUAUCUCAUGACAUGAAAAACGAACCUGCUGAACUAUAUAAUGUGAUAAAAAAAAUGAAUUACGCCCAUGCUAUCUUUUAUGAAGUUUUGAGAUUGUUCCCUUCGGUCCCAAAUAACCAGAAGUAUGCUUUGAACAAUGAUGUAUGGCCUGAUGGAACACAAAUCCAGAAGGGUGAUUAUGUUACGUGGAGUCCAUGGGCUCAAGGUCGGUCUGAAAUUGUUUGGGGACCAGACGCAAAGCAAUUUAAACCAGAGAGAUGGAUUAUGCCAAAUGGUGAACUAAAAAGAGAAACUCAGGGUCAAUGGCCAGCAUUCCAUGGCGGCCCUCGCGUAUGUCUCGGUCAGAAUUUAGCUACAUUGGAAGCUUUGGUAGCUCUUGCUUAUAUUGUAAAAGACUACAAGCUAACGCUAGUUCCUGGACAGAACAUUACCUAUCAAGUCUCUUUAACAUUGCCUAUGAAAGAAGGAAUGAAGGUCUAUGUUGAGCGACGAAGGAAAUAAUUAAGAACUUAGAACACGCGAUUACAGUAUUAUUAUUAUUACGUAAACUUAAACUUCAUGAACUAAUCUUAUAAACUCGUAAUAAAAAAGACGAGCCAUGGAACCAAUACUAAUCCUAUGCUUCUGUUAUGAUAAUGUGUACCGUAUAUCUUGUCUUAUAAGUACGUAUCACGUUUGUUACCAGAUCAAUUUUUGCGGAACUUUAAUUUGCAGCCACGGCUUCCUCUUCAUGGACAAUGAAGAAGGAAGAAAAAGGAGGAUCU